UUUCUGUUUUUGGAGAAAGCAGCCACACACUGGGUGGUUUUCUCAGCAGGAGAGUGAAACUGAAUCCCCGCAGGCUUUUCCCAGGAGAGUCCUGGAAAUCCAACCAGAACCGUUUCCCACUCGGAGGACGUGUGAAACUCUGCUUUAACCAUGGGGGACGUGGUUUCCUCUCACCUGGAUGAGAGCAGGAGGGAGAUGAUCGGAGCUCAGACCAGGGUUGUGAUGAAGGAGUUCAGCAGUCUGUACGAGCAGCAGUACGCCGUCGCUCUCUUCAACGCCGUCCGCUUCGAGAUCGAAGGAGGAGGCGGGGGGCAGUCGCAGCUGCUUCACAGAAAGGACCCUCUGGCGGGUCGAAACAUCUUCUCCGGGAGUUUGUUCCAGUACCUGGAGGAGAACCGGAAGUGGCGGAACCGCUUCGUGUCGGUGCCGAACAGCUACGCCAUCAAACUCUAUGAGAGCAAAACGGCUCACGACCGAGGACUGCAUCCCAAGGUCUCCAUCAACUGUGCCGGGUACAAGGCGCUGACCUCCAUGGAGGAGUACAUGGAGCUGAUGAACGGCUGCCUGCCAGGCGUCAAGGCCAAGCCUGGCGGUAAUCCUUUCAUCAAGUGUGCGACCCGGUUCCCCCUGAUCCUGUGGCACCCGUACGCCCGCCAUCACUACUUCUGUGUGUCGACGGAGAAGGAGCAGCAGAAGUGGCACGCCGUGCUGCAGGACUGCGUCCGACACGGCAACAACGGUCUUUCGGAGGACAGUCCCGUCCACACGCCAGCCUUCACCGACGCCGUGAGACAUUUGAGACAGAGCAGAGGACACUUCGGCACCUGGGACAUGAUGUGUGGCUCGCCGCCGGAGAUUUUGGCUAAUCUGGUGAUGGAGACUCUCCAGCCUGAGCUCAGAGCCCUGAUCGGGCCUCGUCUGAAGGGGAAGAUGCAGCAGCGGCAGAGGAACUGGAUGCAGAUCUCUGACGCCGUGUACCGGCAGGUGUUGGCUCAGACCUGCAGUCAGUAUGAAGCUCUGGUGGAGGCCUGCGAGGCCGAGGAAGCUCCGCUAGACGCCAGACUGAGAACGGACAUGGACCAGCUCAUCGCGUCGAAGGAACAUGUCAGCAGCAAGAUCAAAGCUCUAGUGUCGCCCAAAUCCGACCAGCUCCUCCGGACGAGCAUCCAGCCCUACAUCAGCUCCAUCCUGGACGCCCUGAUGGAGCCGACCAGCCGAGGCUUCUCCGAGGUCAGGGACGUCUUCUUCAAGGAGCUGGUGGAGAUCAGCAAGAACUCCCUGAACGGAGGGGGCAAAGAAAAACUGGGAGACCAACUAGAUCGUCUGUCCAUGCUGGCCUUCCACCCGGUGAAGAUGCAGAGCUGCUACGAGCAGAUGGAGCAGCUGAACCUGGAGGGGCUGCAGCAGAGGUUUGAUGUUUCCAGCCCGUCGGUGUUCAUCAGCAGAGCUCAGAUCCUCAUGAGGCAGCAAAUGGACAACGCCGUGUACACGUUUGAGCAGCUGCUCCAACAGUCUUUAGAGUCUCAGGGCGACGAGGACGUCUGCAAAACCAUCCAGAGGUGCCAGGACCGGGUUCUCAAGAAAUAUGAUUACGACAGCAGCACGGUGCGUAAGAAGUUCUUCAGAGAGGCUUUGCUGCAGAUAAUCAUCCCCUACAUGCUGCAGCAGCUCGCCCCGUCCUGUACGCCUGAGCUGCCUCGCUUCAAAGAGCUGAUCUUUGAGGACCUGUCCCGAUUCCUCCUGGUGGAAAAUAUGUAUGAGGAGGUGGUCCUGCAGUCAGUCACCAAGGACAUAAUGAUGGCUGUGAAGGAAGCAGCAGUGCAGAGGAAACACAACCUCUACCGGGACAGCAUCAUUCUAAGCAACAGCGACCCAAACCUCCACCUUCUUGAGGAAACCCCACAGGUGGACUGGGCCACUAAAUUUGGAGCCGACGAUCCCGAUGGAAGUGUCGGCGCCAAUGUUGAAGAGAGAAGAGCCUCUGGGGGGAGACGCAGGCAGGUGGUGUCCAUGAUCAAAGUGGACGGGUUGCCAUUUCCUUACGAGUCCUGCCUGGAGGUCCCAGGGGUGGAUCUGAUCCCUGAGGAGGACAGUGUUGCACCUUGGAGUAAAGAAGAGGAGGAGGAGGAGGAGGAAGAAUGUUUAGGCCUGUCUGAGGAUCCAUUGUCUCCUGACAGCGUGGAUGAAAUCAGGGACUUGAUCAAUCCGAUGGUAGAGGUGGUGCUGCCGGUGCCGGAGGAGAAACUGACUGACGUAACCAGCGGGACGGAGACGAGUACCGGCACCAUCACCAUGGAGGACGGGAGGGAGGAGCAGGUGACCCACGUCACCACCGUCAUCGGGGACUUCGCCAAGAAAUCUCUGCGGGACAAGUCGCCCACCCAGACACUCCUGGAGCUGACGGGAGGCGAGGAGAAAGCUGAUCUGGAUGUUCAGGAGGAGCAAGCCAUCCAGAGAGCCAUCGAGGAGAUGGAGCUGGCGGUGCAGGAGGACGACAGCGAACACGCCAUCGAGGCCUCGACGGCAGAGUCCGAGGACGAGUCCCAGCCCCCGGCCACAGACUGCAGCUCGCACUACGACAGCGGCUUCCAGUCCCCGACCAACGACGCCGAGCCCAUCGCCAACGGUGAGGCCAAAAUAACCGAAAACACGGACGUUUAUUUAGUUUAA
Messenger RNA from Nematolebias whitei (Rio pearlfish), 2670 nucleotides. RefSeq names its product niban apoptosis regulator 2a (gene niban2a). The record is from RefSeq and is a predicted model, not a curated record. The coding region runs from base 151 to 2670 and encodes 839 amino acids. The transcript is spliced from 14 exons. Lineage: Eukaryota; Metazoa; Chordata; Actinopteri; Cyprinodontiformes; Rivulidae.